Molecule: messenger RNA, 539 nt
Organism: Cladocopium goreaui
Lineage: Eukaryota; Dinophyceae; Suessiales; Symbiodiniaceae
Source: the annotation of a GenBank genome assembly
GCAAGUUCAAUCCAUUUUCAGCGUCACAUGGGCCAUAGACUUCGCCCACGGUCUUUGACACCUGUUGAUGCUGGACAUCAUCGGAGGUGUAGCUUUGGUUGCAAUCUCAUGGAGAUGGCUCCGAAAAAAUGGCUGCUCAUGCCUGAGCCAGGAAGAUGACAUUGGUGGACCACCAGUCCGCUUUGCAGAGGGCAGUCAAGGACUGGCAGGUGCGGGCUUCAGCGGCUCUUCUGGUACGCCUGCAAUGCGCGGCCUGAAGCAGGCCAGUACACCCAGCCGCCUCAACUUGAAGGAUUUGGCGAAGGAGGCAGAAACGCCUCGAGGUGACAAGAGAGCUCGGCUUGCGCUGCAAAGAAAGGUCAAAUCUGCUCAAAAUCUGAGCGGAUCCGACAGUGUCCAUAGUGGUCGCAUGGGGCGAUAGCUGAGUAGGAACAGUGCUGGCCUGCUGAAAGCAGCUGCCAUCCCAGGGCCAGGUGCCAUAGCGACAGUGUCACAGUGGAGGCAGUCCGCUUCUGUCAGCUGCUGGAGAUUUACUACCU